AUGCCGCACUCUCACCAUUCUCAUUCAGGCCAGUUCUGCGCCCAUGCAACAUGCACCCUCGAAGAAAUGGUCCAACAGGCCAUCUCCCUCCACAUGGACACUUUUGCCUUGACUGAACACAUGCCCCGCCAUGCCGCUGAUCUUUAUCCCGAGGAGUCCGACGCCCAAACUCUCCUUGACCUCUUUGAUGCCUACUAUCCCGAGGCCCUGCGUCUGCGUGAGAAGUAUGCCUCACAGAUCAACAUUCUGAUCGGCUUCGAGUCCGAGUGGAUUCGUCCUGAAACCAAUUCCUUUAUCAAAGACUUGCUCGCUCGCUACAAGUUCGACUUCUUCGUCGGCAGCAUUCAUCAUGUCCACACCAAACCGAUUGACUAUGACCACGACAUGUAUUAUGAGGCCAGGACCAUCUCUGGCGGUUCCGAUGAAGACAUCUUUACUGCAUACUUUGACCAGCAAUAUGAUAUGCUCAAGGCUCUGAANCCCCCUCUUGUUGGUCACUUUGAUCUUAUUAGACUGAAGAGUGACGACCCCGAGCGUGACUGGACUACCAUGCCAGCAGUCUGGGAGAAGAUUGUCAGAAACCUCGACUUCGUCGCCAGCUACGGAGGCAUCCUCGAAAUCAACUCGAGUGCAAUCCGCAAGGGCAUGUCUGAGCCAUAUCCCAAGGCUGAAAUCUGCAAGGUUCGUCUUGCCCAACCUCUUGCUUGUUGUACCGUUACUGACAUCUACCAGGAGUUUAUAAGAAAGGGAGGACGUUUUGCUCUUUCUGACGACAGCCAUGCCACCAGUCAAGUAGGCCUCAACUUCUCAAAGGUACUAUGUUUCCUCGAAAGCACUGGCAUCGACCAAGUCUACCACUUCACUUCCAAAACCGACAACUCAUUCGAUACAUCAUCUGUCAAAUCCAUCUCUCUGGAUCAGCUGAAGAAGCACAAAUUCUUCGCUGCAUAA
Molecule: messenger RNA, 951 nt
Organism: Aureobasidium vineae
Lineage: Eukaryota; Fungi; Ascomycota; Dothideomycetes; Dothideales; Saccotheciaceae
Source: the annotation of a GenBank genome assembly